AUGUCGCCCACACAAGAUUUUAUCACGCCUUUGGGCAGAGAAAACCUCAAGGAAAAAGGGCCCGAAAACAAUCGAGAUUGUGGAGGGUUGCAUCAUGAAUUGGAUGUCAAACCCGGCUCCGUGUUUGAAAAUGGGGACAGCUUGCAGCGUAAACUCGGAAACCGUCACGUUCAGCUAUUCGCAAUUGGGGGCUCAAUCGGGACCGCCUUGUUCGUGAGUAUUGGAGAAGGACUCAACCAAGGCGGCCCUGGUAGCCUCCUGCUGGCUUAUCUCAUAUGCAGUUUUAUGCUGUCGUUGGUGAACAACUGUGUGGCUGAAAUGUCAACGUAUAUGCCGGUUAGUGGGGGAUUCAUACGCCUGGCAGGAAAAUGGGUUGACGAGGCCUUUGGUUUCAUGGCUGGAUGGAACUUUUUUUUCUACGAAGCUUUCCUUAUUCCAUUUGAGAUCACAGCAGUGAACAUGGUGAUCUCUUUUUGGAGAGAUGAUGUUCCCGUUGCUGCUGUAUGUGGCGCUUGUAUCGCAUUAUACGCUGUCCUAAACAUCCUAGCCGUCAAAGCGUACGGAGAGGCCGAAUUUUGGCUCUCUAGCGGCAAGGUUUUCCUGAUAUGCAUCCUUUUUUCCUUCACAUUCAUCACCAUGGUGGGUGGUAACCCUCAGGGCGAUGUCUACGGCUUCCGCUACUGGCAAAAUCCAGGUGCGUUUGCUGAGUAUCGGAGUAUCGGUAAUACUGGGCGUUUCGAAGGAUUCUUAGCGGCCCUCUGGGCUGCUUCGUUUGCCUGUGUCGGGCCUGAGUAUAUUUCGAUAGUAGCUGCAGAAGCCAAGCAUCCUCGUACCAACAUCAAAAGUGCAUUCAACAUAGUGUACUGGAGAUUCGGCGUCUUUUUUAUAGGCAGUGCACUGUGCUGUGGUAUCGUCAUAGCAUACAAUGACCCAACCUUGGUCAAAAUCCUUUCUGGGAAAGCUGGAGGCUCAGGUACCGCAGCUGCUUCACCGUAUGUCAUCGCCAUGGCCAACCUCAACAUUCAAGUGCUGCCCCAUAUUGUGAAUGCCCUGCUGGUCUCUAGUAUUUUUUCGGCCGGUAACACGUACACAUACUGCGCCACCAGAACAUUGUACGGGAUGGCACUGGAUGGUCGGGCCCCCAGAUUUCUCACCAAAUGUACUAACAACGGGGUGCCGAUAUACUGUUUUGCCAUCGUGAUGGUGUUUCCUUUCCUUUCAUUCCUGCAGCUUUCCAACAACUCGUCAACAGUAUUAACUUGGCUGAUCAAUCUGAGCACAGCCGCCGGGAUCAUUGACUUCAUUGUGAUAUGUGUGACAUAUAUCUGUUUUUACCGCGCAUGCCAAAUCCAAGGACUCGACCGCAGCGCUCUUCCAUACAAAGGACGAUUCCAGCCAUGGUGUGGAUACAUCGGGCUUGCUUGGAUGGCUAUAAUUGUCACUUGCUAUGGUUAUACUAGCUUUCACCCGUGGGAUUUAACGGGAUUUUUCACUCAUUACACCAUGGUCAUAGUAGCGCCUGUACUAUUUGUCACAUGGAAGCUGUUAAAAGGCAGCAGAUGGCUCAAGCCCGAGGAAGUAGACCUUGUAUGGGAGGCCCCUUCGAUCAACGCCUACGAGCAGAACAGCACAACUACCGAUCCUCCUAUGGGGUUCUGGGGGGAAAUAAUCGCUUUAUUAGGCUUUCGAUGUGAAAAAAGCCGUUUUCAAGCUGGAUCGGUUGCCUGA
Talaromyces rugulosus is the source of this 1728-nucleotide messenger RNA. RefSeq lists its product as uncharacterized. The transcript has 2 exons. Gene Ontology annotation, cellular component: membrane. The record is from RefSeq and is a predicted model, not a curated record. NCBI's taxonomy places the organism in Eukaryota, Fungi, Ascomycota, Eurotiomycetes, Eurotiales, Trichocomaceae. Gene Ontology annotation, molecular function: amino acid transmembrane transporter activity. Bases 1 to 1728 code for a protein of 575 amino acids. Gene Ontology annotation, biological process: amino acid transmembrane transport.